This is a messenger RNA of Aspergillus wentii DTO 134E9, 1626 nucleotides long. RefSeq names its product tRNA-dihydrouridine synthase family protein. The coding region runs from base 1 to 1626 and encodes 541 amino acids. Gene Ontology annotation, molecular function: flavin adenine dinucleotide binding; tRNA dihydrouridine synthase activity. Lineage: Eukaryota; Fungi; Ascomycota; Eurotiomycetes; Eurotiales; Aspergillaceae. The record is from RefSeq and is a predicted model, not a curated record. The transcript has 2 exons. Gene Ontology annotation, biological process: tRNA processing.
AUGGCGAUUUCCCAGACCCAACCCGCUUCGCAACCAAGCGUCGAUCAGCAGAAUGCGCCUGUGAACGCAAAUGCAGAGCCUAAGAAGAAGUUGUUUGGAAGGGAGUUCUACCAGAGCCUAGGCAGUCCGAGAUACAUCGUUGCUCCUAUGGUGGAUAGGUCUGAAUUUGCAUGGCGCAUGCUUACUCGUUCUUUCAUGACAACUGAAGAGUCCAAAUUACUCCUGUCCUACUCUCCCAUGUACCACGCUCGUCUAUUCCGUGAACAGGCCCGUGUUCGUGAUCAACACUUCCAACCAACUCGCGCUGCCACUGGUCAAAAGAGUGACUCGCUAUUCCUCGAUGGAAACCCAGCCAUAGACCGACCUCUUUUCGUACAGUUCUGCGCGAACGACCCAGAUGAUUUUUUGACAGCUGCUAGCCAUGUAGCCCCGUACUGCGAUGCCGUGGAUCUAAACCUUGGAUGCCCUCAGGGGAUUGCGAAAAAGGGACACUAUGGAGCGUUCCUUCAAGAAGAUUGGGAUUUGAUUUACAAACUCAUCAAUCGACUACACAAAGAACUUGAUGUUCCCGUUACAGCCAAAUUUCGAAUCCAAGAAACCAAGGAGAAGACACUGGAAUACGCAAAGAUGAUCUUGUCCGCUGGAGCUAGCAUCAUCACCCUUCACGGACGCAGGAGAGAGCAAAAGGGUCACAAUACAGGUAUCGCGGACUGGAGUUAUAUCCGGUAUCUGCGUGACAACCUUCCUGCUGAGACUGUCCUCUUUGCAAAUGGCAACAAUCUGAACCAUGGCGAUCUCGAACGCUGCCUCGAAGAAACAGGCGCCGAUGGUGUAAUGAGCGCCGAAGGUAAUCUGUCGGAUCCAUCCAUCUUCAGCAAACCGCCUCCAGUGGGUAGUGAAGGUCGAGAAUACUGGCGAGGCAGGAACGGAAAGGGUGGAUACCGGAUAGAUGCAGUCUUCCGCCGAUACCUGGACAUCAUCUAUAAGUAUGUCCUUGAAUCGCCGGGUCCCGAAAGGAAGCCCUUGUAUCUUCCAUCGGACCCAGUAGAGCAAGGACAAGAAUCGACAUCAGAACCCGCCGAAGAUGAAGCUGAGGAUGGACCCCCUAAAAAGAAGCAAAAGCGUGAUAAGACGAAGAGGCCAAACUCUCCUAGUCUUGGGGUGAUGCAAGGACAUCUUUUCCAACUUCUUCGCCCAAUGGUUUCACACCACACAAACGUUCGGGAUGCACUCGCAAGAUCACGACCUGGCGACAUGGCAGCCUUUGAGCACACUUUAUCUCUCGUUGAGCAGGCUAUCAAGGGUGGUCUUCAAGAAUAUGAGCAGUUCCCGGAGCGAUUCGAAGAAGACCCCAAUGCAGAGCUCACGGGGUCCAAGGCUACAAUAGCAGAAUACGGCCGGCCAUGGUGGAUUUGCCAACCCCACAUCCGUCCUUUGCCUGAAGAGGCCAUGGAAAACGGGGCUCUGAGCAUGAAAAAGAGGGCUGUUUCCAGCGAGGAAAAGCCUGCCGCUGAUGGGUCUCAAGAAAAGAAAGAGACUCCUGCCGCGGAGGGACCUACCGCUACUCCCAACGAGUCGACUAAUACUUCGAAUACAGCGACACCAGACGCUCUGGUCAGUGGUUGA